Tachysurus fulvidraco (yellow catfish) is the source of this 3887-nucleotide messenger RNA. It is a transcript of the gene loxl3b, whose product is annotated as lysyl oxidase-like 3b. Bases 196 to 2589 code for a protein of 797 amino acids. Lineage: Eukaryota; Metazoa; Chordata; Actinopteri; Siluriformes; Bagridae. The transcript has 16 exons. Gene Ontology annotation, biological process: peptidyl-lysine oxidation. The record is from RefSeq and is a predicted model, not a curated record. Gene Ontology annotation, molecular function: protein-lysine 6-oxidase activity; copper ion binding. Gene Ontology annotation, cellular component: membrane.
CUCUAGCACAUUUAUUCUUUCAGUUCGCUCUUUGCAGUAGCUAUGUCGAGUCUUCAGCGAUCUAAGCCAUUUUAUAGCCUUUUUCCAUUGUGUUAAACAGUUAAAAAAAAAAAAAAAAAGUCUUCAGGUCAUCGAAGCAAAACGGAAAGAUAUCGAUAAGCUUUUUUUUUCCAACAAAAAAAAAAAGAUCCAGCUAUGGAGCAGUCUCAGUGGUGGAGACACAUAAUCUUCUUCUUUCUUGCCAUUUGUUUCAUCAUGGUUUCAUCAUGCUUUGCUCAGACAGCGUCCACUGUGCGCCCAAGUACCACCCCAAGAGUCAAGUCACCCGAGCAUCUGAAGUUCCGACUUACUGGUCAUCCACGAAAGCAUAAUGAGGGCAGAAUUGAGGUUUUCUAUAAGGGUGAAUGGGGAACCAUCUGUGAUGAUGACUUCUCACUGGCCAAUGCUCAUGUGCUCUGUCGCCAGCUCGGGUUUGUCUCUGCUACAGGCUGGGCCCACAGUGCCAAAUACGGCAAAGGCACAGGUAAGAUCUGGUUAGAUAACGUGCAGUGCAGUGGCAGUGAGAGAAGUAUAUCAGUGUGUAAGUCACGUGGAUGGGGCAACAGUGAUUGUACUCAUGAUGAAGAUGCUGGAGUGAUCUGUAAGGAUGAGAGGCUGCCAGGAUUUGUUGACUCCAACAUCAUAGAGGUGCAGGUAGAUGAAAGGAAUGUGGAGGAGGUGCGUCUCCGGCCGGUGGUGUCAAGCAAGCGUCUGCCAGUGAUAGAGGGAGUGGUGGAAGUGAGGUAUAAAGAGAGCUGGGCCCAAAUCUGUGAUAACGGAUGGACACCUAAAAACUCAAGAGUUGUCUGUGGAAUGAUGGGUUUCCCCCAUGAGAGGAAGGUCAACAAGAACUUCUACAAAAAUCUAAGAAAGAGAUCCGCUGAACAAAAAGUCAAAAUUCGAGUAAAAGCAAACAGGCAAGAAGCCAAAGCUAAAGCCAAAACUAAAGUUAGCUUUAAGUCUAAACCUGGCAACUCGGCCACAGAAAAAAGACUGUAUGCAGAGCGGCAGAAGAAUCAUUUCCUGGUUCACUCUGUGGCUUGUUUAGGCACAGAGGUUCACCUAGCUGCCUGUCCUCUGGAGUUCAACCUAGUCAAUACCACGGACACAUGCCAAGGUGGCAUGCCUGCUGUUGUCAGCUGUGUGCCUGGACCGGAAUAUGCGCAAAAUCGUGCCAUCAAGAAACCAGUCAAAUCCUCGGCAACAGUGCGUCUAAAAGGUGGGGCAAAGAUAGGAGAGGGCCGUGUAGAGGUGCUGAAGGGCAGUGAAUGGGGGACGGUGUGUGAUGAUCGCUGGAACAUGCAGACUGCCAGCGUGGUGUGCAGAGAACUGGGCUAUGGAUCCGCUAAGGAGGCCCUUACUGGAGCUCGAAUGGGACAAGGCAUAGGUCCAAUCUACAUGAAUGAGGUCCAGUGCACAGGUCAUGAGCGUUCUCUGUGGAACUGUCGCUAUAAGAACAUUACUGAUGAAGACUGCAAGCACACAGAGGAUGCUGCAGUCCGAUGUAACGUGCCAUACAUGGGGUUUGAGAAAACGAUGCGUAUCACAGGCGGUCGUACACCCUAUGAGGGCCGUGUGGAAGUGUUGCGCACCAGUACUAAUGGAACACAACACUGGGGUCUGAUCUGUGGAGAAGGCUGGGGUACCAAAGAGGCCAUGGUGGUGUGCAGACAGCUGGGCCUUGGAUAUUCCAAUCACGGCCUGCAAGAAACGUGGUACUGGGAUGGCAGUAACGUGACUAACAUGGUGAUGAGCGGUGUGAAGUGUACAGGAAACGAACUCUCCCUCAGCCAGUGUCAGCAUCACAAAACAGUCACCUGUUCGAAAACAGCCGCACGGUUCUCUGCAGGGGUUAUAUGCUCAGAGACUGCGUCUGAUCUGGUUCUGAACGCGUCUCUGGUGCAGCAGACGGUAUAUAUUGAGGACCGUCCGCUACAUAUGCUGUACUGUGCUGCAGAGGAGGACUGUUUGUCUAAAAGUGCUGCAAAAGUUAACUGGCCCUAUGGCCACCGCCGCCUGCUUCGCUUUUCCUCACAGAUCCAUAACAUCGGUCGUGCUGACUUCAGGCCUAAAGCUGGACGCCACUCCUGGAUUUGGCACGCAUGCCAUGGGCAUUAUCACAGCAUGGAUAUCUUCACACACUAUGACCUGCUGAGUUCCAAUGGCACCAAGGUUGCAGAGGGACACAAAGCUAGCUUCUGUCUAGAAGACAGCGACUGUCAUGAGGGUGUUUCCAAGCGUUAUGAAUGUGCUAAUUUUGGAGAGCAGGGCAUCACAGUGGGAUGCUGGGAUCUCUAUCGACAUGAUAUCGACUGUCAGUGGAUCGACAUCACUGAUGUGAAACCAGGAAAUUACAUUAUGCAGGUUGUAAUAAAUCCUAAUUUUGAGGUGUCUGAGAGUGACUACACAAAUAAUGCAAUGAAAUGCAACUGCAAAUAUGAUGGCCAUAGGAUCUGGUUUCACAACUGUCAUACGGGUGAUGCAUUCAGUGAGGAGGCCGAGAGGAAUUUUGAGAGAUACCCAGGACAGCUCAAUAAUGAGAUCUCCUAAUCCAUAUCGGCAGAUCAUUUAAAAAAUUUUACCUUUUAUUUUGCCCUGGAUCAUAUACGAUAUAUUACCCAGGUUACAGAGUAAGGAUCUAUCUUACUCUUUUCAUGUUCACACUCAGGGAACAGGCAAGGUCUGUUAUUGUGAACCCGCAAGGAAAUCCCAGAAAUCAUAUUCAUGUUGGUGCCAGCACCAAUGACCUGCCAUCCUGAGAGUCACCAAGGUUCAAAUCCUGAGCUUGUUAAGUAGUGUUUUGUUAUUAAAAAAAACAAUAAUACAGUUAUCAUACAUGUACCUCAUUUUUAGGUAACAAUAUGGGCAUUAGGCUGUUAGAUAUAAUAAUAAACAGGACAUAACCUCAUCUAGUGAUUCAGACAGUGUACCAUGCAUUUAUUAACUCCACAUACAUAGUUUAUGUUUGCUAUUUCUUUGACUGCCAAAAAGUAUUACACAAAAAUGUGAAACUGUGAGAGGUUUCUCCUACUUGAAUAAUGUAUUUUCAUAACAUUGGAAUAAUUCAGCUUAAACAGCUUUAUUUCAUAUGAAAUUUCAUAUUCAUCAAAAUAUUACAUGAAGAGACCAUAUAUUAUAAAAUAUUUCCUGAGACAGGUCUUAUCAAUGUAAUGAAUGUUUUGUUUUUUUUUUAUUAAUAUUUUUAUGCAAAUUUGGCUCAAAAAGCAUUAUGUACUUUUCUGCAGUUAGUUCUUUUAAACAAAAAGACUUGUAGUGAAAUCAAUAUCUAACAAUGUAAGUCAAAGUGUGCACUAAACAAACUGAUGUACAGGUGAGGUAGGAACAUUUCUACAACACUGUUUCAACCGUAGCCAGUUACUUUAAGAGGAAAAACAUAAAAACUUCCUCUUUCACAUAUAGAGAUAGACAUGGUCCAUAAUAAAUUAGGCCAUCUUUCUCUUCAUCUUGAAUUUUCUGCAGAGAUUUGGUUCCUUUUAUUUUUGAGAACAGACAAUAUUUAAUGCAAAAACAUGUGGACUGAUGUGUUGACGAGGUUUUUCAUACAAGUGUAAAACAUUAAAACGCACACCACAAUUUUAUUUCGAGGUUUAAGGCUCUAAUCUGUUAUUGACAUCGUUUCAGUCACUUUAAUAUUUCACUUUUAAUAAACUUUUGAAUAUCACAUUUUUUUCCAAUGUAUUAUCUGCAACAUGUAUGUGCACAUCUGCCCCAUCACAUCAUUGUUUCAACAAGCCACAUUAACUGAAAAAAAAAUAAAUGCCGAGAACGUGAAUCGGACAUGUGAGAUGAAAUUAAAUAAAAAUAAAUGUAAUAAAAUUGUAACACAC